GGCUAUUCAGAUUUAGCCAUCAGUUGGUUGAGAGCAUUUUUCUCUUGGCUCGCGGAAAGUGUCAAGUCUUUUCUCAUUCGAAGUGUUAUCUAAGAAGGUUUGCCCAUUUCACAGUUGUGUUUGAUGCGAAUACAGCAACUGUUGAACAUGGCCGGAGCUAACAUGUUGGUCCACGUGACGCACAUUGACGAUUCCGUUCGUGGACGGCAAGGCCCGUGUGUCUACUUUUGGGGUAUGGAGUUGGUCAACGAUGCUGAAGUUCAAUUCAUCGACUACGGAAACAGUCUGCUGAUACCGCGCUGCAAAAUUUUGGCUCCUGUAGAAGGGUUGACUUGCUUACGAAAUCCUUAUGGCUUUCAUUGCAAGAUUGAUGGUGGUGUGAUGCAGUCUAUUCCCAACUGGCGCGAACUCGUUAAUGAAAAUCAGAUUUCAGCUAUUCAAAAGCAGUAUACUUAUAUGCAUCAAGCUCUGCCAGUUGCAAACAGUCAAGUGCAGUUAACUUGUGUUGUUGACCCAACCAGUUUCUAUGUUCAGCUAUCAGCUAACUCUACUAUUCUUAAUGAAUUGGUUGAGAAAUUGAAUCUAGUUGACUGUGAUGAACUUAAACCAUUCAUUCAAAACGCAAAGCCCGGCUCUGCUUGUGUGGUGCAGUAUGAAGAAGACAGCCAAUGGAAUCGUGGACAAGUUCUUCAGUUGAGCGACCCCCCUGCCACGAUCCAACUAGUCACUGUAAAACCAAUUUCACAGUUGAAGCGAAUGGUCCCGCGCUUCAUGCAGUGUCCUCAGUUGACUUGGCACUCGAGAUUGAAGGGAGUCAAGAAGAUGACUUCCGGACCUGUCAAUCUGGAACCCCAGAAACACAUUGCUGCCUGCUUUUUAACUGGACAAUCGCUUUCAGCAUUGUUUCAUUCUACUAGUCCAGAUGGAAAUAAUGGGGUGUUUGAAGCGGGUUUCAAUGUUCCUGGUGAUGUUGCAAACUAUUUGAUUGAACAGAAAGUCCUGGACCGCGUCGUGUUAGAUACGCCACAACAUCUUUAUGUCCGAUUAUUUGAACCCUCUGGAUUGGAUCUCAAUGAGAAAUUGGGGUUGCCGGAAAGUUUUAAAGUCGAGUCCGUCGCAAUUAAUCUUCUGGAAUUCAACUCUCUUGAUGACGGGGAAAUGUCUUCCCCGAUGUCCAGAACUUCUGAGCCUGCACUUUUCGAUACGUUUGAUGACGAUGUCACUUUACCAUUGGAGGUGGAGGUGGUUCGCCAAGUAAUCGAAGAACCCCUGGUUGCGAUCCCAACUGUUAUUGAACAUUCUGAAAACGAGGAAGUAGAGCUUGCCGAUCGGAUGGAACAAGUAGCCGUUCAAGAAAAAGAGUUUUACCAAUCUUUCGGCGAAUCGGUUAGUUCUUUCGUCAACGAAGAGACACUGCCACAAAUUAUGGUACUCAAAGAAGCAAAAGUCAUGGAGCAGUUGGCAAUCCUCGAUGAAGAAGUAAAAGCUGCCGGUGAUGUUACUGAAAAUCUAGCGCAGGAAAUAGUGGAUUUCGUGUCGGCUGAGAAUGCAACCAAGGAUUUAAAUGUUUCAGAACCCAUCGAGGAUUUAAACGUUUCCGCCCACAUCGAAGAUCUUAACCUUCCCGAAAAGAAGUCGUCGGGCGAGGACGUCAGCUUCAACUUAAUCAGACAAUUGACGGACGCCCCGUCAUCUACAUCACCUUUGGAGUCUUCUUUAAUCGACGCCACACAGUAUAUAGAUGAAGAUCCUGAUGUCACUCUCCUCUCGGAAGCCGCUGCAGUAACGGAGACAACAGAAGUGAUCGAGGAUAUUGAUGAAUUCCACGAUCUGAUCGAACUGGAUGAUAUGGAAGAGUUUUAUGAUUCGCAGUCGGCCGAUGAAGCACUGGAGGACCAGCCGGUUGUUGGAAUACCAUGUGUAGCUCGUUUCACCGAAGACGAGCGUUAUUAUCGCUCGAAAGUCCUAUCCGUUGGAGAUCGAUUAGGAAAGUUUGUUUUUUUGGCAGGCUGCUCCUUUCAGCUGCCUUUUGCUGAGGCAAGGCCAGUUGAGCCGAAAUUAGUGGACGUGGACGUGGACGGCCUCGCGGCCGAUGUAUCAAAGGCGGUACUGAACAGCGGGUUGCCGUGGUUGGAGGGAACAUUCGGCUUGGUGCUAAUCGCAGUUACGAAAUACAUGUUGUGGCCAUUGUUUAAGAAGUAUUGUUGGGAAAAAAUGGUUCAAAUAUGUGAAAAAUGUUGCAACAAGGGCCAAAGUGAAGAGAAAAAUUCCGACCAUGUCGCAGAAACACUUAAUGAAACAAAAGAAACAAACAUCGCUAUGCAACAGCUGCUCAGUCAGUCAACGGCUGCGCUUGAGGCGCUCGACGAAAUCAAAAAUUCCGUUGCGUCCCCCAACAAUCCCGUCACUGUGUCUGCAGGCAUCCCUGCCCCUUCUCCAUCAGAUUUCCCACGUGAUCGUGAGGUCCCAUGCUAUGGCCCUUAAAAAGUCAUCAGAUGACCCGGGACACCCACCAACUGGUGUCCCGGGAAUCCCCCUCCCCCCCCCUUUUUUUUUUUUUUUUUUUUUUAUUUUCCCGUCUCCAUUCAACCCGGUUCCAAUAACUGCCUAUUCCGGUCACUUUCAUGUGGCCACCAAUGUUGGUAGUGUUGUCGGGGUUUUGAAAAGUGUGUGUACUCGUUUCAUGUUUUGUGUCUUCUGUUCCACAAAAUUUGUGUCUUCUGUUCCACAAAAUUUGUGUUCUUUCCCUUGUGAGAACAAUUACACAACAUAAUCAAGUGUAUAA
Daphnia pulex (common water flea) is the source of this 2785-nucleotide messenger RNA. RefSeq lists its product as uncharacterized. The transcript has 7 exons. The coding region runs from base 124 to 2484 and encodes 786 amino acids. NCBI's taxonomy places the organism in Eukaryota, Metazoa, Arthropoda, Branchiopoda, Diplostraca, Daphniidae. The record is from RefSeq and is a predicted model, not a curated record.